Messenger RNA from Gossypium arboreum, 4113 nucleotides. RefSeq names its product topless-related protein 2. Lineage: Eukaryota; Viridiplantae; Streptophyta; Magnoliopsida; Malvales; Malvaceae. Gene Ontology annotation, molecular function: protein binding. The coding region runs from base 486 to 3857 and encodes 1123 amino acids. The transcript has 25 exons. The record is from RefSeq and is a predicted model, not a curated record. Gene Ontology annotation, biological process: regulation of DNA-templated transcription.
GGCAACUUAUCAAAUCCAGUGAUAAGUUGAAUUACUUAUCAAGUGAUAGUUGUUGUGUAUCGCAGAUACCCUGCAAAAAAUGCAUCGAAAAAAGUUAAAAGAACUCAACUUCUCUCUCUUCGUUAUCUUUUUCGCUUUUUCAAUUUCUUUUUCUUAUUGGUUUGGCAGCUUUUUUUCUUUUACUGUUUUCGUUGAACGCUAAGCAUGAAAUUGGAACCGCUAACCCUAGAAAUCUGUCAAAAGUACGACCGAUUCCUCACCUUAAACACCACCACCAGCCGCUAACUUACAAGAGACGCCGUCGUUUCAACCACCUUUCUUCAUCUUCUUCAAUUUACCUUUCACUCAUCCUCAGACUUCAUUUCUCUCGCUUUUGCUCUGUUUAUAUUUCUUUUGGUCAAAAUCAAAAAGCUUAGCCCCUAAUUUAAAUUCUCAAUUUCUCGAUUGAUUAAGUUUUUUUUUUUGUUCAAAGUAAUUGGGAAGAAAUGUCUUCUCUCAGCAGAGAAUUAGUGUUUUUGAUUCUCCAGUUCCUUGAAGAAGAAAAAUUUAAAGAGACCGUUCACAGAUUAGAGCAAGAGUCAGGGUUCUUCUUCAACAUGAAAUACUUCGAAGAGAAAAUUCUCGCCGGAGAAUGGGACGAAGUUGAGAAAUACCUAUCUGGGUUCACUAAAGUCGACGAUAACCGGUAUUCAAUGAAGAUUUUUUUUGAGAUCAGAAAGCAGAAGUAUCUAGAAGCUUUGGACCGUAAUGAUAGAGCUAAAGCUGUUGAGAUUUUAGUGAAGGAUUUGAAGGUUUUUUCCACAUUUAAUGAAGAACUUUUUAAGGAAAUUACCCACCUUUUAACACUGGGGAACUUUAGGGAAAAUGAGCAGUUAUCAAAGUAUGGUGAUACUAAAUCGGCUCGGAGCAUAAUGCUGAUUGAGCUUAAGAAACUAAUAGAAGCAAAUCCCUUGUUUCGUGAAAAGCUUGUUUUCCCUGCUUUGAAGGCAUCACGGUUGCGAACUCUAAUUAAUCAAAGUUUGAACUGGCAACACCAGCUGUGCAAGAACCCUAAGCCUAAUCCAGAUAUAAAAACCUUGUUCACUGAUCACAGUUGUUCACCCCCAAAUGGAGCUCGUGCACCUACUCCAGUAACUUUUCCAGUUGCUGCAGUUGCUAAGCCUUCAACAUAUGCUCCAGUAGGAGCACAUUCUUUUCCACCUAAUCCUACUGCUUUAGCUGGCUGGAUGGGAAAUGUCAAUCCUUCCUCAUCAGUCCAAUCUGCCCUCGCUGUUGCUUCUGCUUCUGCUUCAUCCUUGCCUUUUCCUCAAAAUCAAGUUUCAGUUCUGAAACAUCCGAGAACACCAUCAAAUACACCUGGAAUGGUUGAGUAUGGGAGCACUGAUCAUGAGCACUUAAUGAAACGGUUGCGGUCUGCGCAAUCUAUUGACGAGGUCACAUAUCCUGCUCCUCCUCAACAUGCUUCAUGGUCACUUGAUGACCUACCCAAGUCUGUUGCUUGUACCAUUCACCAGGGAUCCAAUGUGACAAGCAUGGAUUUCCAUCCUUUUCAUCAUACGCUACUUACUGUUGGUUGUAGCAAUGGUGAAAUUUCCUUAUGGGAAGUUAGCAAGCGAGAGAGGUUGCUGACAAAACCAUUCAAGAUACGGGAUAUGGCUUCUUGUUCAGUUUUACUUCAGGCUAGUAUUGUUAAAGAUUCAUCCAUAUCUGUAAACCGUGUAGCUUGGACCCCAGAUGGAAAUUUGAUUGGAAUUGCAUUUACAAAACAUCUUGUUCAUUUGCAUGCAUAUCAAGGGUCCAAUGAACUUCGUCCACACCUAGAGAUUGAUGCCCAUGUGGGUGGUGUAAACGAUAUAGCUUUCUCUCAUCCAAACAAAAAACUCUGUGUUGUUACUUGUGGAGAUGAUAAGCUGAUAAAGGUGUGGGAUUUGGCUGGAAACAAGCUUUUUAGUUUUGAAGGCCACGAGUCACCUGUUUAUUCUGUUUGUCCUCACCAGAAGGAAAAUAUUCAGUUUAUAUUUUCAACUGCUAUUGAUGGAAAAAUUAAGGCUUGGCUGUAUGACAAUAUGGGUUCAAGAGUUGACUAUGAUGCUCCUGGACAAUGGUGUACCAGAAUGCUCUAUAGUGCUGAUGGUAGUAGAUUAUUCUCUUGCGGGACAAGUAAGGAUGGGGAUUCAUUUUUGGUUGAAUGGAAUGAAAGUGAAGGAAAAAUAAGGAGGGCAUUUUCUGGUUUUAAAAAGAACUCUCCUGGUGUAGUACAGUUUGACACAACUAAGAAUCGCUUUUUGGCUGUUGGUGAUGAUAACCAAAUUAAAUUUUGGGAUAUGGACAAUACAAAUAUUCUCACCAGCACAGAAGCUGAGGGGGGGCUUCCGAGUCGUCCACGACUGAGAUUCAACAAGGAAGGAAAUUUGCUUGUUGUUACCACAGCAGACAAUGGAUUCAAGGUUCUUGCAAAUGCCAAUGGUCUUAGAGCAUUAAGGGCAAUGGAGGCUCAAUCUUAUGAAGCAUCUAGAACACCACUUGAGAUGAAGGUAUCUAGUUCUUCUAUGCUUACAAGCAUUGGUCCUGUUGUUAGCAAGGUCGAACGUGUAGACAGCCCUGCCAAGCCUACUUCAACUCUUAAUGGAGUUGAACCAAUGAUUAGAGGCAUUGAAAAGCCAAGAAAUUUGGAGGAUGUGUCUGAUAAAACCAAACCUUGGGAGCUAACCGAGAUUGUUGAUCCUACUCAAUGUCGAACAGUCACCUUGCCAGAUAACUCUGAGAUUGCUAGCAAGGUUGCUAGACUUCUUUACACAAAUUCUGGUGUUGGGGUUCUUGCUUUAUAUACAAAUGGGGUUCAAAAACUAUGGAAAUGGAGUCGCAGUGAACAAAACUCUAGUGGCAAGGCUACUGCUAGCAUUAUUCCACAACUCUGGCAACCAAACAGUGGUCUUCAUAUGACUAAUGAUGUUCCUGAGAAUUCUGAAGAUGCAGUUCCAUGCAUAGCGCUGUCCAAGAAUGACUCCUAUGUAAUGUCUGCAUGUGGUGGAAAGGUUUCCUUGUUUAAUAUGAUGACGUUCAAGGUGAUGACAACUUUUAUGCCACCUCCUCCAGCUUCGACCUUCUUGGCAUUUCAUCCUCAAGAUAAUAACAUUAUAGCAAUUGGAAUGGAAGACUCAGCCAUCCAUAUUUACAAUGUCAGGGUGGAUGAGGUCAAAACAAAAUUGAAAGGUCACCAAAAACGAAUCACUGGUCUAGCGUUUUCCACCAGUCUUAACCUUCUCGCUUCUUCUGGUGCUGAUGCUCAGCUUUUUUUUUGGAACAUGGAGAACUGGGAAAAGAUGAAAUCAGUUGCCCUUCAACUGCCACCUGGAAGGACCCCUCAGGGUGCCACUCGUGUGCAAUUUCACUCUGAUCAAGUUCGCUUGUUAGUAUGCCAUGAAACUCAACUUGCAGUAUAUGAUGCUAACAAGAUGGAAUGCAUUCAACAGUGGAUGCCCCAAGAAGUACUUUCUUCACCUAUAUGUAGCGCAGCAUAUUCUUGCAAUAGCCAACUAGUUUAUGCUACUUUUCCUGAUGGCAACAUUGGAGUGUUUGAUGCUGAUAGCUUGAAGCUCAGAUGUCGUAUUGCACCAUCUGCUUAUAUCUCUCCGGGAAUGUCAAAUAGCCAAAUUGUACACCCGCUUGUUGUCACAGCACACCCACAGGAAGCCAAUCAGUUAGCCCUUGGAUUGACCGAUGGUUUGGUUAAAGUUAUAGAACCCUUGGAGACGGAGAGGAAGUGGGGACUGCCUGUGCCUGUCAAUAAUGGAACAGAAAAUGGCAAGACGGCAGCACCAUCCACCACUAAUACUUCCGAGCAGCUGCAGAGAUGAACAUUAACGUCCCUUCUGCUCUGUAAUUUGUAAGUCAUCCACCUAUAAUUGGUAGGGUUUUUUCCCCCCUCCAUUUGUAUGUGUAAAUAUACAUGUUCGAAGAUAGGGGAAAAAUGUUAGAUCACAAGAACAAAGAUAUAUUCAUGUAUGUAUAUUGAAUGCUAAUCUCUUUGAUGAAUGUGACUUUUAAUUGUUACUUCAUUUUUUUUUCUUUUUGCAUAAUUAAUUGUUACUUCAUGUCAUUUCUCAGAUAAAA